GUGUUUUCUAGCUGUAUAGGACUCCAUAGUUAGAGAACUAGUCCAGAACUGAACUUUUGUUAACUGUUGGGACAUCUUUAGCCUUGUUUACAAAAUGUCUGACCCCAAAGAGAACGUUAAAGCUCACAUCCAACCCAAGAUACGAGCAGCUGUUGAGACUGUAGCCAGAGAGAGACGACCUAAUGGAUUCCGUGUAGACAAAGGUGACUUUGAGAGGUUGAUGGAAGUUAUCACGAUUGAGAGGAUAAGAUCUAAUGAGAAUUGUUCCUCGUCAAUGUCCCUACAUGCACACAGAGUGGACCUCAGUGUUCAGGCCGAUCUACAAAUUCGUGUAUACCCCAUGUCUCCAGUCAAGAAAGGAGCGGCCAUUGGAGGUGGUGCUGGUGCAGCUGUUGGUGCUGCCGGAGGUACCGCUGGAGGCAUAGCUGCGGGGGCUGUGAUUGGCUCUGUUGUGCCAGUGGCUGGGACGAUCAUAGGUGGAAUUAUCGGUGGGGUUGCCGGUUUCUUUGGUGGUCUUGCUGCCGGGGGAAGUGUUGGAGCAGGCGCAGGUGCGGGGAUCGGAGCAGCUGAUAGUAACAACAGACACACUAUUAUUCGCGCUUCUGAAGUUUUUGUGAAGUUUGAAGAAUACUCGACUGGCAAGAACCACAACUCUUGUCACUGUGUACUGACCGCACCCACCCAGUGCCCAAGUGGCGACGAGGGACCUGACAACGAGAAAAAAGAAUGAUACUAGAAUCUAGUACAUGCAGGACUCUGUUUCAUUGUGUGUUGUUCUCAUAAUUAUUUGCCUAAUUAUUAUACAUAAUUAUUG
This is a messenger RNA of Halichondria panicea, 814 nucleotides long. RefSeq names its product merozoite surface protein 2-like. The record is from RefSeq and is a predicted model, not a curated record. Bases 95 to 730 code for a protein of 211 amino acids. The transcript is spliced from 2 exons. Lineage: Eukaryota; Metazoa; Porifera; Demospongiae; Suberitida; Halichondriidae.